Messenger RNA from Cyclopterus lumpus (lumpfish), 1563 nucleotides. Its product is annotated as tumor necrosis factor receptor superfamily member 5-like. NCBI's taxonomy places the organism in Eukaryota, Metazoa, Chordata, Actinopteri, Perciformes, Cyclopteridae. The transcript has 6 exons. Bases 46 to 786 code for a protein of 246 amino acids. The record is from RefSeq and is a predicted model, not a curated record. Gene Ontology annotation, biological process: regulation of cell population proliferation. Gene Ontology annotation, molecular function: cytokine binding; signaling receptor activity. Gene Ontology annotation, cellular component: external side of plasma membrane.
ACAGCCACUAUAAAACCCCAAGGCACGAGCAGGGCACUGGUCAUAAUGGUUCCUCAGAGCCUUUCCCUGGCAGUAAUGUGUGUAUUGAGUCUCUGGACUAUAGCUGCAGGCUGUGGUGUGAGACAGGAGAAGGUAGACGGGCAAUGCUGUGACCUGUGUCUCCCAGGUACAUAUAGGAAAGGUUUUUGUCCAAAGCAGCCAACAGACUGCAGCCCCUGUGAAGAGGGCUACUUCUCGGACAACUAUACCGUGUUUGACAGAUGUAAUGAAUGUCGGGUGUGCCAACAAGAUUAUGUUGAGAAAUGUACACCGACCACAAAUGCAAAAUGCAAGUGCCAUUUGGAUUUCUUGUGCUCCGACAAUGUCUGUUCAAAGUGUGAAGAAAACAAAUGCGUCAUGGGGGAGAAACUGAAGAGGACAGACAGUGCCGUGGUUGACAGGUUGAUACAGUAUUCAUAUACGUGUGAGCCUCAGUCUUCAUGCCCUUAUAACACAUACUUUGAUGUUAAAGAGGGUAUCUGCAAGGCGGACAAAGAAGGAAUAGACUUCAUUCAUCUGAUCCUUGCCAUCGGCUUUGUUUUGCUUUCUCUCACCCUCCUUGUGUUUCUAUCUAAUGCCUUCAUAAAGAAGCUGAGGAAGCACACAGAAUUUAAUAAUCCUAUGGAAGUCUUAGCAGUCUCCACCAAAGCCAGUGACUUUUGCCUGUCGAAGGAGGAGAGUGGGUUCGAGCUCAUUGUGCAGGAUGAAUCCAAGAACAUCAACAGUCUGGGCUUUCUGCAUCUGUAAAAAGUCUUGUUGAUAACAAGUGUAAGAUGACAUGAUGAGUCAGUUCACUAUGAUAUUAAUGUAAUGGUACAAAGCAUCUCGCUUACUAUCAGCACACAUUUAAAUAUAGAAAAACCUGUUACGGGCCGUGAGAUGCACACUGAAUAAAAGGUCUCUGGGUAGGUAAAAGACCAGCAUUUGUCUGACCGACAGGUUUAAUGAGGAACAUUUGAAAUGGUCAAACAUAUGUCAUUUUAGACGUACUAAGUUUUGGAUUAUAAUUGUUCUUUUGCAUUAUUUUAUUUAAAUAAUGACUACCCAAAAGGCUUAUGGCAAUACUUUUUGAUUAUUUUAGGACACGUUUCUUAAAAAGUGACUGAUGGUCUAAUAUUCUAAAUUCUAAAACACAUGCAAUGUUUUAUGGUUUAUUAUACUGGUAAUUGUAUUAACCAAAUAAUCCACAGUUUUAAUAACCUGUUGCAUCUACGAAGAAAACACCAAAAACAAACAAACCAACAACCAUUUGGGACCAUAUACACCUAAGGAUAGCACAUAUUGGUAGCCCUGUAGUUUGUGGCCGUGGGUUAUUAUCCUGACAGACUGGCAGGAAUUACUCAUGUAUAGGUACUGUAUUGUGAAUUCCUCCCCCUUGUGUUAGUUUCUUUUGUUAUUUAUAUAUGUAUUCAUGCUAGGACAGCAGUAUAUCAAAGGUGUGACCGUAUGUGUACUGUAUGUGUACUUUUCUCUCUUGGCAUGUUAGUUAAAAAAAUAAAGUGGGAAAAGGUGGAUCCUGUAUAA